AUGAAUUCCAUAACCACUUUUAUGUUGGCCAUUUGGCUGAUCACCCUCACCUUUUCCAUUAGUGUCCAGGGCCAGGGGGCCGAUGCCGGGCUCGGGAUCAAUAUAGGGGUCGGUGGCGGAGCCGGUGCAGGUGCAAGUGGCGGAGGCGGUGGCGAUGGCUGCGCGCCUGGGAUCAAUGUCGGGUUCAACGGCGGAUCAGGGGAUUUGCCCGGUGCAGGUUUUGGAUUCGGGUUCGGGGCCAAUGCUGGGGCGGGGCUGGUGCCGGUGGAAAUGGUUGGUCUGGGGGAAGGUAAACCUACAUCUUCUGCAAUGAUUUUUUCAUUCAUGCUCCGUCUUAGCUCACAAAUUGUUGCAGACAUGCAAACUGGCCUUAAAAAUGUAGAAGGAAAAUAUAGGUCUCCAAUCUAUGAAAUGGAAGCGCGGCAGAUUGAAGUGUUUUGA
Messenger RNA from Oldenlandia corymbosa var. corymbosa, 441 nucleotides. The record is from the annotation of a GenBank genome assembly. NCBI's taxonomy places the organism in Eukaryota, Viridiplantae, Streptophyta, Magnoliopsida, Gentianales, Rubiaceae.